Penicillium psychrosexuale is the source of this 1017-nucleotide messenger RNA. RefSeq names its product D-mandelate dehydrogenase-like dehydrogenase. Gene Ontology annotation, cellular component: cytosol. Gene Ontology annotation, molecular function: glyoxylate reductase (NADPH) activity; NAD binding; hydroxypyruvate reductase [NAD(P)H] activity. The coding region runs from base 1 to 1017 and encodes 338 amino acids. The transcript is spliced from 6 exons. The record is from RefSeq and is a predicted model, not a curated record. NCBI's taxonomy places the organism in Eukaryota, Fungi, Ascomycota, Eurotiomycetes, Eurotiales, Aspergillaceae.
AUGGCAACACAAUCAGCUCUCCUCAUUGGAGAAAUCACACACGCGCGCACGGAAUGGGAGAGCCUCUCAUCUUUCUUGACAUUGAAGGAAUUCCCCAGCGGAACCAGAGAAGAGUUCAUCGCAAACUGCAAGGCUGGCAAGUAUGACGAUGUAGUCGUCCUCUACCGGUCCAACAGCUCCACCAAGUACACCGGUCCAUUCAAUGCAGAGUUGCUCGCAGUCCUGCCUAAAUCUCUCAAGUACGUCUGUCACAACGGAGCAGGAUAUGACAACAUCGACGUUGCCGCCUGCACGGAGAAGAACAUCGCUGUGUCCAGCACCCCAGUCGCGGUCAACAACGCGACAGCCGACGUGGGCAUUUUCCUGAUGAUCGGCGCUCUGCGCCAGGCUUACGUGCCUAUUACUGCUCUCCGGGAAGGAAAGUGGCAAGGCCCGAUCACCGCAGGAGGAAAGCAGUACAGCACUACCCUGGGCCAUGACCCCAAGGACAAGGUCCUCGGAAUUCUGGGCAUGGGAGGCAUCGGACGGGAAAUGGCAAUUCGCGCCAAGGCCUUCGGGAUGAAGAUCCAGUACCACAACCGGUCCCGUCUAUCACCCGAGCUGGAAGCCGGCGCGACAUACGUCUCGUUCGACGAGUUGCUCGCCAAUUCGGACGUGCUCAGCUUGAACUUGGCCUUGAACGCAUCCACGCGCCACAUCAUUGGUGCUAAUGAGUUCACCAAGAUGAAGGAUGGCGUCGUGAUUGUUAACACGGCUCGUGGUGCGCUGAUUGAUGAGAAGGCGUUGGUUGCGGCACUUGACUCUGGCAAGGUGCGCUCUGCUGGUCUGGAUGUGUAUGAGUGCGAGCCAGAAAUUGAGCCUGGGCUCGUUAGCAACCCUAAUGUUAUGUUGCUGCCGCACAUUGGUACUGGCACUUACGAGACUCAGAAGGAUAUGGAGAUUCUGGUGUUGGAUAACAUGCGGUCGGCUGUUGAGAAGGGUGAGCUUAUUACACAGGUUCCAGAGCAGAAGAAAUAG